CCGGCUCCGCGGUUCCCGAGGUGACGGCCGGGCCCCGCCGCCGCCGCCGGGCUGCCCUUGCCGUGAGGGAGCCGUGACCCUCAUGAAGGGGCCCUCAUGGCUCUUUGGUGGCUCUGCCGGGGCCCUGCGGUCCGCGGGACGCUCGAGGGGAAGGGUCCCACUUUUCUAUGUGCCUUUCUGAACUGCCCUGCCAUGGAGAUGUCUCACGACCACCACAGGAACAGCUCCAUGUUGCCAACCACUCAUCCUCCUGAGCAUCUCCACUCCACAGCCCUCCCGGGGCACGACCAUGGAUCUGACAUGAUGGCAAUGGCCAUGACUUUCCACUUCAGCUAUGAGAAUGUGCCAUUGCUGUUCUCUGGACUUACAAUCAAUUCUCCUGGAGAGAUGGCUGGUGCUUUUGUGGCUGUCUUCUUCCUGGCCAUGUUUUAUGAAGGCCUUAAGAUUGCCCGGGAAUGUCUGCUCCGGAAAUCCCAAGUGAGCAUCCGCUACAACUCCAUGCCAGUGCCAGGCCCCAACGGCACCAUCCUGAUGGAGACACACAAAACUGUUGGACAGCAGAUGCUGAGCUUCCCCCACCUCCUGCAGACUGUGCUGCACAUCAUCCAGGUGGUGGUCAGCUACUUCCUCAUGCUGAUCUUCAUGACCUACAACGGGUACCUCUGCAUUGCCGUGGCAGCGGGAGCUGGCACCGGGUACUUCUUCUUCAGCUGGAAAAAGGCAGUUGUGGUGGAUAUCACAGAGCACUGCCAUUAACACUGGGUGCUGCCCAGAGGCCUCUCCACCCCCCUGCUCCCUGGAAGUGCAGCCAUCCCAAGGACUGGAUCAUUCCUGAGCUGCAAGAGAAUCACGAUAAAGAAAAACCCACCGCAGGUUCCUGGCUGGGGUGCAGGGAUGUGAGGAGCUGGGCUGUGCUGCUCCCCCUGACUCCCCAGAGUCCCUGGCAGCCCUUCUUGGCCAGGAUUUGCUUUAUUCUUAGAUUAUGCUGUGAUUGAGAUUAGUUGGCUGACAGAAAUGUAGAAAUUAUUCUUUUAAAAAAGAAAACAAAACCAUUUUAUUUUUAAAUUGUAAACGCUCAUCAGUGAAGGUUUGAUGAACAGCAGGAAAAGCUCAAAGUUGCCCAUAGAGCCCUCUGUGUGUGAAUGGCUGUUUUAAUUUGGUUUUUUUUCAAUGUGUACAUAAUGCCAGGGGAGGGAUCACCCUGGCAUUGUGGCUUUUGGGGCCAAUGACACCUUCUGCUGCAGAAGGACUCAGCCUCUGAGGAAGAUUUGGUGCUGCACAUCAGACACUCAGGUGUGUCCUGGCAAGGGAGGACUUUGACCCGAGGAUGUGACCCGUGUGCUCCAGGGAGUGGAUGAACCUGCCCUCCAGGCCCACCAGAGGAUGAGUGUUGUCAGUCUGAUUUAUCCAGCAGCUUUACUCAGCCUCCAGGGAGAACACUGGAGUUUGGCUGCCUUCCCUUCCCAAUCAUGGAAACACACGGAGCAGACACAGGACAAGUUGUGUAUUUACAGGGCAAAAAAUUCUAAAUAAACCGUUGAACCUACAGGUACUUCAUGUGGAACUGCACCAGGAUGGAUCCAGAGCUAGACUUUGGGGUUACUAAAACUAGUUCUGUAAAUGAGGCCAGAGCUGAAUAAUGAUUUCAUUACACUAAAGUUAAAAUGGCUGGAGAGGGAAUUCCUGGAUGGAGCUGAAGGCGUUAAACAACCAUGUUCCUGUAAAGGAGAGAUUUGGGGAAGAGGAGAGGGGAAACACAGGACUACAGCAGCCUUCUCAGGUGAAAUUUGGAGCAGCUUGGGCUGGUUAAAAAGUAUUCCUGAGCCAGAUGACUCCUCUUUGUCCCAACAAUCCCACUGUGCCCAUGCUGGGGCUGCAGAGCUCUUGCUGAGUGCUGUGAGCUCUGCACAUCUCACAGAGCUCUGAGAGGGACAGAACCAGCCCAGGGCAGGUUUUGGGGAUCCUGGGGAGCAGCUGUGGUUCAGCACUUGGAUAUUAAGCUGUUGGUUGGUGUAGGGAAUGUGGUGCAAAGCUGGAGUCUUCACUCUCCACAGGAUGCCCAGUUUGUGCCUGUAACUGGCUGAAAGGGAAGACAUUUGGAAUUUGAGAAGGGCACUGAGAACAGGCACCACUUUCAGAGCAGGACUGGUGUCUGGGAUGUGCCAUGAGAACAGGGAAUCCCUCUGGGAUGACACAGGAGCAUUUUUUCCUCUGGAAAUGCUGCUGGUGACUGUUGGCAGCAGCUGUGAGGAAGGGGAUCCUUGGAAUGGCUUUUUAGGCCAGCAGCAUUUCAGGGCAAGGCCAUCCCUGCUCCUGGGGGCCCCAUGGUGCUGGUGCUGCUCCCUGAGCACAGAGCCCACCCUCUCCACCUUUUGGGAAGGAAAUCCAUUACUGCUGCUGCCAGCACUGGAAUUGCACCUCCUAAACUCAGCCCUCCUGGGUUGAUGUCAGAUGUUUAUUUGGACAUCCUGUUUUCUCUGGACAGUGCAAAUAGAGACUAAAAGGAGCUGAGUUAAAAGCAGGUUUAGGUUCCUGGUUUCUGGGUGAAAGAGGCAAAGUUAUUUUCAUGGAAAAAUUCUGGCCACCUCCUGGUGAGAGACAGGAAAAACGCUUCCCCAGUCUGGUCUUUGAAGGGAGUUAUAUCUCUGACAGGCUGCAAACCCACUGGUGCCCUCUGCUCCUGUCACAGGGAAGCCUCUGCUGUGCCCUCCAAGCAAUCGUGGCUCUCCAUGGGACUGGAAAACUGCCCCUUCCCAUCCCUGGGAGAGCUGAGAGCAACGUUAGUGUUUGGCAGAGAAAACUGCCAAUCCCUUCCCAGCCCUGGGAGAGCUCAGAGGAAAUCCUGGUGUUUGUCAGGGAAAACUGGAGCUGCUAAAUGCUUGAGAUGUGGGUGAUGAUGUGGAAGGUUUGCACUGUGGGGCUCGACCCCUGAAGGAGCUCAGAGCCAAUGAUUCCAGCACUGUUCCCAUCGGUUUGUCUGGAAGGAGCUGGAGUUGGUGCCAUUACAGGAUGGCUGAGCACAGGGAAUAGUCAGGAUUGGCUUUGUGUGGUGACAGUAAUUACUUCAUAUACCUCUUGCUGUGUCUUUCUUUGAACCACAACCUGCUUGGCCUGACCCUGCUGUCACCUUUCACCACCUUUCCGUGUAUCCAAGUGACCAGACUUGAAUUCUCUGAUUGAUCAGAGGUGGAUGACUUGGAGAUCAGGCUGUGGCUCUUACAGUGUAAAUCUGGUUCUUGUUUGCUUCUCUGCCUCGUUCUACAUGUAGCACCUGUGCCCUUGGAAUUGUUUCCCCCUGGAUGAGAACCUCUGCCUUCAAGGGCUCCUCUCCUGCCCCUGCUCACAGCAGAGAGGACACAGCUUUGCCUGCUCUGACAUUACCCCCAAACAUGCUACAUGUGUGUUGACACAGGAAUUGCAUGUCCUCAGUCUCCUAACCAUGACAGCCCUCACCUCCCUGUUACCAGGACACCUUUAAAUUCAGGCAGCACAGAGGCUGAAUUUAAAUUUUUAGCUUGGGAGCCUGCCAGGGCAAAGCCAUCCCUGCUCCUGGGGGCUCCAUGGGGCUGCUGCUGCUGCCUGAGCACAGAGCCCACCCUCAGCACCCUCUUGGGAAGGAAAUCCAUUACUGCUGCUGCCAGCACUGGAAUUGCACCUCCUAAAGGCAGCCCUCCUGGGUUGAUGCCAGCUGUUCAUUUGGACAUCCUGUUUUCUCUGGGCAGUGCAAAAAGAGACUAAAAGGAGCUGAGUUAACAGCUCUAUGUGCCUAAAAAGCUAAAAAAAAAAAAAAUCUCCUUUUUUCCAGUAUGACAGGGAAGUGCCACUGACCUCAGUGACAGGAGUCUCCCAGGUGGCUGGCAGGUGCUCCAGCUGCCUCCCACAGCCUGUCUGGAGCACUGGGAGCCCCGGGAUGCCCAGGGAAGGUGUGGAGGGAAGUGGCUGUGUCCUCCCUGCUCCUGGGCUCACUGCCCAAGGCACAGCUGGGGAAGGGACGUGCCCUGUCCGUGUGUCCUUGCCUGCUGGGGCUGUGCUUUCCUUAGCUCAGUGUGACAGUCCAGAGGAGCCACCUCCCUGUGUCCCAACCUCCCCCUUCCCACCAGAUCCCACUGGCUGUGUGUUGCCAGCCCUGUGCUUUGGCAGAGCCUGAGCAAAGCCUGACCUCCCUGUGGGUGGGAUCUGCUCUGGAGCAGCCCCAGCCCCUCUGCUGCCCAAAUUUAAGGUUGUCCUGUAACGCAGGGAGCUGAGGGCUCUACUGGCUGUAAGACCUGAGGACAGUAAAUUCCUGUUGACACACAUGUAUCAUCUUGGGCUGUGAUGUCCCGUGCCUGUUGUGUCCCUGAUGUUUGGUCUCCACACGCUGUGCCUCUGGAUUAUCAUCCUGCAGGGAGCACAGAAUAUCCAGCUGUGUCCCUCAGCUGGCUUUUGUUGUUUUCCUUUCAGUGCCUUUUGAGUUUGUCUGGAGCCAGUCCCACCAAACCCAGCAGGAUUUCUAGUUUUGUUUACAGUGGACUGUCAUUUUUGGUUUUGCUCUUGCUCUUUGUGGAGGUAACUCGUCUGAUGUUACUGUGAAUAUCAAGAAUUCCCUGUAUAUAAUUAACCAAUAAACUAGAUUGCAUUUUA
Chiroxiphia lanceolata (lance-tailed manakin) is the source of this 4620-nucleotide messenger RNA. RefSeq names its product solute carrier family 31 member 1 (gene SLC31A1). Gene Ontology annotation, biological process: copper ion transmembrane transport. Gene Ontology annotation, molecular function: copper ion transmembrane transporter activity. The record is from RefSeq and is a predicted model, not a curated record. The coding region runs from base 97 to 756 and encodes 219 amino acids. Gene Ontology annotation, cellular component: membrane. The transcript has 5 exons. Lineage: Eukaryota; Metazoa; Chordata; Aves; Passeriformes; Pipridae.